GAAAGGAAAAGAAAACCCUUUGGAAGGACCCGGAAGAGAGAAGUUCACCAAGUUAAAAACGGAGACUGAAACCAAGACAUCUACGGACAAAGUAUUGAAGGGAUCUUGAAGUAAAAACAUAUUAUAAUGGCUGGUGUUAAAGCACUAGUAGGUCUGUCCUUCAGUGGAGCCAUCGGGCUCACCUUUCUGCUGCUGGGCUGUGCGUUGGAACAAUACGGGGUGUACUGGCCGCUGUUUGUGUUGCUCUUCUACGUGCUGAGCCCCAUCCCAACGUUCAUCGCCAAGAGGCUGAGUGAGGACACCGACUCUGCCAGCAACGCCUGCAGGGAGCUGGCAUACUUUUUCACUACUGGUAUUGUGGUGUCAGCCUUUGGCCUUCCAAUGAUCCUGGCACGCAAAGAAACGAUCCAGUGGGGCGCUUGUGGUCUGGUGAUGGCCGGCAACUCUGUCAUCUUCCUCACAAUCCUGGGUUUCUUUGUGGUGUUCGGAGGUGGGGACGACUUCAGCUGGGAGCAGUGGUAGAGUGGUCUGGUCCAUUCCCCCAGGACGGGGGGGGCCUCAAGCUGCAUGUACCACCGGAUUUACAGAGUGAGGUGUGGAUGGUUGGAUGUAUGUAUAGACUGAAGGCAAAAGGUCUGCUGCCCUAUUGAGUGGUGAUCCUGGUGCCUAUAAUGUGGAAUCGAAAAGGCAUGUUACCAAGAAGUUGAUUAUGUAAUGUUUAAAACAUUUUUUACGUAAGGGUACCAGAAGUUAAAGACCUCUCUGUCCCCUUGUUUCUGUGCCUUGGCUGUACUGGUCCCCAGAGGUCAAACUCUAAGGUAAUUUUCCUUUUUUCGUUCUGUCUUUUGUUUUUAUCUAUAUUUA
Molecule: messenger RNA, 864 nt
Organism: Gadus chalcogrammus (walleye pollock)
Lineage: Eukaryota; Metazoa; Chordata; Actinopteri; Gadiformes; Gadidae
Product: leptin receptor gene-related protein
Exons: 4
Coding region: 127-522 (131 amino acids)
Biological process (GO): negative regulation of growth hormone receptor signaling pathway; late endosome to vacuole transport via multivesicular body sorting pathway
Cellular component (GO): endosome
Source: RefSeq, a predicted model, not a curated record